AGAGUAAGGCAACUCGUUAAGAAACUCGGACUAGGGCAUAUGGGUUGGGGGUGAAAGUGCAGGUAGUAAUGGCGCCAAAGGCAAGGUCGGAUCCUAAUGGAAUAUUCUCUGGAAUGGUCGUCUUCCUCGUCGAUAACGGCGUCCAGAGACGUCGUCUGCAGAUAUGGAAGCAAAAGCUUGUACAGAUGGGAGCAAUCAUAGUAGAAGAAGAAGAAGGUUUGUCUCGGAAUGUCACUCACGUCUUCGCAACUGAUUCCGCCUCACUUGGCCUCAAAUUUCGCCCCAAACUAUUACAGCGCUUCAAAGGGGCCAUUCUUCUUUAUCAGUGGUUGGAGGACAGCUUGAGGCUUGGAGAGAAAGUUAACGAAGAAUCCUACAGUAUACAGUUGCCUAAUGAGCCAAAAUCUGGUGACCCUCAGUUACACCUUUCUAAAAAGCUGAAAACGUCUCCCGGUCCACAAAUCAAGGAUAAAUCCUUGAAUGAUUCAGGCUCAUCCCCGGAAAGCCCUUCAAGCAUUAGCCCAGUCAACACUGAUGGUCAACAGACUUCUGUUGGUGCACAAAAUGCUUCCUUGCAUUAUCAUCCUCCUGAUUUAAAUAGAAAUAUUACUGAAAUAUUUGGCAAGCUUAUCAAUAUAUACAGAGCUUUGGGUGAUGAUCGGCGGUCCUUCAGUUAUUACAAGGCGAUUAAUGUUAUUGAAAGACUGCCGUUUAACAUUGAAAGUGUGGAUCAAGUCAAAGACUUACCCGCUAUUGGGAAGUCCAUGCAGGAUCAUGUACAAGAAAUUGUUACGACUGGGAAAUUGUCCAAGUUGGAACACUUCGAGAGUGACGAAAAGGUACGAACAAUUAGCUUGUUUGGGGAAGUAUGGGGGAUUGGUCCAGCGACUGCACUGAAACUGUAUGAAAGAGGACACAGGAGUCUUGAUGAUUUGAAAAAUGAUGCCACACUCACAAAUUCACAGCGGUUAGGGUUGAAGUAUUUUGAAGACAUCAGAACUAGGAUACCACGAGAUGAGGUACAAGAGAUGGAGCAUUUGCUACAGAGAGCUGCAGAAGAUAUUUUACCUGGAGUGAGUGUUGUUUGUGGAGGAUCAUUCAGACGUGGGAAGGCUACUUGCGGGGAUAUGGACAUUAUAAUUACACAUCCUGAUGGGAAAAGCCAUAUAGGUUUUCUACCCAAGUAUGUAAAUCAUUUGAAAGGCAUGAACUUUUUGAGAGAGGAUUUGGUCUUCAGUAUUCACAGCGAGCAGGGUACUGAUUCCGGAGUUGAUACAUACUUUGGUCUUUGCACUUAUCCUGGUCGUGAGCUCCGGCAUCGCAUUGAUUUGAAGGUGUACCCAAAGGAUAUAUAUCCUUUUGGGCUUAUACAUUGGACGGGGAAUGAUGUGGUGAACAGAAGACUGAGAAUACUUGCAGAAUCCAAAGGGUUCCGACUAGAUGAUACAGGGCUUUUCCCUGCAACUCACGGAUCUGGUGGGAAAAGGGUCAGUGGUAGCACAAGUUUGAAGUUUAACUCAGAAAAGGAAGUGUUUGACUUUCUUGGAUUUCCAUGGCUUGAACCACGAGAACGCAAUAUUUGACAGACAUGUGGGGUGUUAUGUAGAUAGGAAGGGGGCUGUUUGUAUAUAACGGUUGUUUUUUCAAGUGUGUAGGGCCAAAACUGUAAUCCAUUUUGUGUUGUUCAAUGCGUUUGUAAUAAUAAUUUUGCUCUAGUUCUUAAGAGUAAUGAAUUGCCAUAUUUAACAACUUAGAUUAGACAGUUUGUUUUGGUUUAGUUUGGUUUGAUGGGAUCGGUUUAUAUGAAACUCAAAUUUUUGUUA
Molecule: messenger RNA, 1823 nt
Organism: Helianthus annuus (common sunflower)
Lineage: Eukaryota; Viridiplantae; Streptophyta; Magnoliopsida; Asterales; Asteraceae
Product: DNA polymerase lambda
Exons: 14
Coding region: 69-1583 (504 amino acids)
Biological process (GO): double-strand break repair via nonhomologous end joining
Cellular component (GO): nucleus
Molecular function (GO): DNA binding; DNA-directed DNA polymerase activity
Source: RefSeq, a predicted model, not a curated record